CUCUCUCUCUCCCUCAUCAUCAGUUCGUCACCUGAGCGGUGUUCAGACCAUCGCUUCGUUCAGAUCUCUCUCGUGUUUCUUCGUGAGGAACGGAUCAUGAUGAGCGGUUUAUCUGUUGUUCAGCUGCUGCUCGUGACACUGACGAUGAGCGCGAGGGAAGCGCGGGAGAUCGGUGGCGGGAAUUUCCUUGAGGACGAGCAGCAGUGGCUCUCAACCGUCCAUCAGUACAGCCGAACCGUCAAACACUGGAACCGCUUCAGAGACGAAGUGGAGGACGACUACAUCCGUACGCUGGAAACUCCACAGGCGUCUGAUGAGAGUCUGGACACUACGAAGGAUCCGUGUCAGAAGGUGAGAUGCAGUCGUCAUAAAGUGUGUGUGGCUCAGGGCUACCAGAGAGCCAUGUGUGUGAACCGCAAGAAACUCGAGCACAGAAUCCGUCAGUCUGGACAGAAACCUCGUGAGAAGAACGGCUGUAAACCCUGUUCAGUGACGCCCUCCGCGCCUGUGUGCGGAUCAGACGGACACAUCUACACCUCACAGUGUAAGCUGGAGCAGCAGGCGUGUUUGGCGGGGAAGGAUCUGUCGGUUCUGUGUUCUGGGUUAUGUCCUUGUGUCACGGCUGGAGUUCAUCAAGCAGAACCCAAGAUUAAGACGAACCCAGAGACUUCAGCCGAACCCGAACCGGAUCCAGAGAUCUGCACCGGCCAGGAUCUGGCAGAUUUGGGCGACAGACUCAGAGACUGGUUUCAGCUUCUACACGGAAAUGCUAAACAGAACAACUCUGGAAAACAAGGACAAGCCACAGCGUCAGUGUUUGAGCGGGGUCUGGUGGCCGGCUGUAAGGACUCCAUCGGCUGGAUGUUCUCUAAGCUGGACUCCAGUAACGACCUGUUCCUGGAUCAGUCCGAGCUGGCCGCCAUAAACCUGGAGAAGUACGAAGUGUGUAUCCGGCCGUUCUUCAACUCGUGCGACUCCUACCGGGACGGGAAGGUCUCCACGGCUGAAUGGUGUCUGUGCUUCUGGAGAGAGAAACCUCCAUGCUUGGCUGAAAUCGAGAGGAUCCAAAUACUGGAGGCGUCUAAGAGGAAAGCAGGCAUGUACAUCCCCAGUUGUGAUGAGGACGGCUACUACCGGAAGCUUCAGUGCGACCGAAGCCGAGGCGAGUGCUGGUGCGUCGACCCUCAGGGGUCAGAGGUCACCGGGUCCCGUAUCCAUGGAAACCCAGACUGCGAUGAGCUGCUCAGCUCUGGAGAUUUCAGCAGUGGCGUCGGCUGGGAGGACGAGGAGGAGAAAGACAUGGAUGAGAACGGAGAGGAAGAAGAGGAGGAGGAAGAGCCGGGAGAGAGUGAUGAUGGUGGAUACAUCUGGUAAAACACCUUCAUCAUGUGAUCAGAUGAAACAUGUGGCGUCCGACGCACCGACAAACCACCUCCUGAAACAUUCAACCGACAUCUGAGUUUGUAUUCUAAUGUCAUGUGUGUGUCAGUGUGUGAAGAGGCCAUAUGAUGCACUUUUACAGAGUCUAGAACAGGUUUUCCUGCUUGAAUGUUGAUUAUUCUCCUCUGAUUCUCCAUUGUUGCGGCUCCUCUCGUCCCAGUCUGUCAGUAACGCUCGCUUUACUUCCUGUUUCUAUCAAGCCCCGCCUUCUGAAAGCACACUGUGCUCUGAUUGGCCACCUGGAGCGGUGUGUUGUGAUUGGUCGAGUGUGU
Pimephales promelas (fathead minnow) is the source of this 1712-nucleotide messenger RNA. NCBI's taxonomy places the organism in Eukaryota, Metazoa, Chordata, Actinopteri, Cypriniformes, Leuciscidae. The record is from RefSeq and is a predicted model, not a curated record.